Drosophila eugracilis is the source of this 909-nucleotide messenger RNA. RefSeq names its product trypsin delta. The record is from RefSeq and is a predicted model, not a curated record. NCBI's taxonomy places the organism in Eukaryota, Metazoa, Arthropoda, Insecta, Diptera, Drosophilidae. Gene Ontology annotation, biological process: proteolysis. Gene Ontology annotation, molecular function: serine-type endopeptidase activity. Bases 27 to 839 code for a protein of 270 amino acids. The transcript has a single exon.
UCUAUGUAAACAGUUCCGCGAAAACUAUGAUAGCGAACGGACAGCAAAUAAUACCGCUGGGCAGUUUGGUCCUUCUCAUCCUGGGUGGAUGCCUGGCGUCUGGAGUUGCCAUUGGGCACCCCGAGGGGCGUGUGGUGGGUGGAAGUGAUGCUGCUGUAAACAGUGCACCCUAUGCGGCGUCCAUACAGUACGGAGGAAUCCACUAUUGUGCGGCCAGUAUCAUUAAUGCCAACUGGCUGGUGACGGCUGCUCACUGCCUGAGUAAUAGUAAUCAGGUUCUGGGAAGCACCAUCGUGGUGGGCAGCAUUGCUGUAGCCGGAACAGCAAGCACCACUCAGACGCGCAGUAUCACCUACUUCGUAAUCAACGAUCUUUACACCGGUGGAACUGUUCCCUAUGACAUUGGUUUGAUAUACACGCCCACCGCUUUCGUUUGGACCGCUGCUGUGGCCGCUGUAACGCUUCCCUCUUCGGGCGUGGUUCCAACUGGCACCGCCAAUCUUUAUGGUUGGGGCAGCACUAGUACCACGAAUACAGCCUCGUAUCCCACAACCCUUCAGGUGGCUACCAAUGUGCCUAUCAUUUCUCUAAGCGCCUGUGAAAGCGCCCUGGGCACCAAGGGCAGCGAUGUCCACUCAACGAAUCUAUGCACUGGUCCACUGACCGGAGGCAUCAGCAUAUGCACUUCGGAUUCGGGAGGACCACUAGUUCAGGGUAAUGUCCUCAUCGGCAUUGUGUCCUGGGGAAAAUUACCCUGUGGUCAGGCCAAUUCCCCAUCGGUCUAUGUGCAGGUCUCCUCGUUCAUUUCCUGGAUAUCGGCCAACCAACAGGUGCCCUAAAAAUCCGAAUUUACACCUGUUUGUUCAAUAAAAGCAAUCAAAGUUGCGCCCUUAGGGGCUGGUGACUUAA